AGAGCCUUUUGUAGGUGCAGGGGCGACCAUGGCUUACCUUACCCUUCAAUUUCUUAGAGCCACUACUUAGUUCAUUCUACACGUUGUUUGUUUUCUUCUUUCAUCCCCGCUUCCGUGGUGCAUUCCCGUAGUGUAUAUCCCUCGUUUUCCGCUGCCUCUUUGUGGAGCAAUCAUGUUCGAGGGCUGCCUGGAGCUCUGUCUCACCUUUAUCGGUGUGCAGCCCGUGCACCGCGGCUGCUCCUCCGCCGAGCUCAGCGAGUUCAUCUGCGAGGAUGUACUGCCCUAUCAAGGCUGGGCCGCUAACGCCACGCUGCGCAGCACCAUCGUGCGACUUCUGCUGACCACCAAAGCCAGCGAGUUCACCUUGUACACGCUGCCCGCCAUCACGACGCGGAGCGCAGCGGGGCAGCGCGCUGCUUCUUCAGGUUCCCGAGGCGGACGUGGUGGUGGUGGUGGUCGGGCGAAGAAGGCGGCACCGGUGGUGGGCACCUCUGACCCGUUCGAAGCAGCCGUUACACAUACGCCGUUGACCGCUGAGGCAGCGGUGGUGCAGCUCGAUGCAGGGCGUGUGGCCUGGAGUACAUCGAAGGGGCAGAGCUGCGACGUAGGUGCGGAAGGUGCAACGCAGGGUGGCGCCUCGCUUCCCUCAACUCCCCCGUCAAAAGACGAGCCGGGGAUUCUCUUUUAUCUUGUGCCGUCGCGUGAGCUGCGGGAGCGCGUCCUCGGCUUCGCGAUUCGCAACGAGAAGCAGGAAAUGGUCUCGCAGUUUAUCGCGGAGAACGCGAUGCAGGGCUGGGAGCGGCUGCCCAACUCGGCCGAUUUCAAAGCACGCUACAAGAGUCACUUGCUGGGCGGUGGCCUGAAGUGGCUGCGGCGGGUCCACAAAAUCACGCUUCUGUACCUCUACCGCAAAACCACACAUGAGGUGCUGUACCGGUUCUUUCCUCACUUUGCUCUGCCCUUGACAGAGCGAGAAAAGGCAGAGCAGCCGCAGUGGAUGACGGAGGCCGGCGCAACGUCGACGCAGGCGCUUUGCCGCAGCGCUGCUCCUGCUACUGCCACGAGCGCCGAGCCGCACGACGAGGUGUACCACCACCCAACUUCGGUCGUGCAGAGCCGCCUGUGCCGCCGGUGCAACCCGCUGGAUCACUACUUCGCCCGCAAACGCCGCGACGAUGUGUCGUUCCCGCGCGUCGUGUUCGAUCUGCAGCUUGUCCGCCAGCUCGUCCAGCAGUCGCCGGAGCGGCGGUUGCUGAUGCAGGACGCCGUGCACGCGAUUUUAACCGCGCACGACCUGCACGACACCCGCUGGGAGGACUUCUCCAAGACGGAGCGAAUGCACCUGCGCCGGUUAUUGGACUGCGCCGGCCUGCGAAUUGUGGUGGCCGUCUUGUCACUGCGUGGGCACGACCGCGAGCUGCGGUUGGUGAUUCCCGCAGAGGAUGUAGUCUCAGACGUAGGGGCGGUGCCGCUCGGCGGUUCCUCCUCCUCCGCAGGGCAGAAGCGCCAGCGCAGUGACAGCGAUAAUGAUACAGAGCAGAAGGGCGGGCCGCACAGUGGCGACGACAGCGACGUGGGCGAUCUGGCGGAUUCUUUUGAGCAUGACGGUCUGGUGAUGCGUACCGAUAGAGGGGUGCGCCGUGCUACCCUGAGCGGAGGCGUGGAGAAUGAAGACGACGGCAGCGACAGCGACGGCGAAAACGAAGAAGCGGUGAAGGAGGAACAGCAACUACCGCCGCCGCCGCCGUCGCCAUCCGCCAUGGUGCGGCCCACCACUCGUCAUAGACUCGCCGAAGCAGCUGCCGUGCUACGCGUCGAUCCUGGCCAAACCGUGGAGCUGCAGGCUGCCCACGAAGCAGAGCGUCGCCCCCUCGCACUGACGUCCCUCUUUCCUCGCAUGCGCUUCCAAAUGCCGGAUAAGCUGCGCAGGAAGAUUCUGGGCGGCUUCAUGGAAAAGUACGUGAAGCUGCGCGGCACGUUGGAGACGCAGUAUUUGCUGAUGAAGUACUCCAAGUCGUUUAUGCUCGUCUACGCGCCGCGCGUGCCAACGCCCGCCGCAGCGAUGACCGCCGUAAAAACGGAAGACCCGUUCGCCGCGGAGGACGCCAAGCGUGCCCCCCACUCGUCCCCUCAGCAGCGGCUGGGCGUUGCGACGGACGGCCCAGCGGCGACCACCGCGACCCCCCCCGCACUCGUCUUCCACUUUGAGCACAACGACCCCCGACUGCCGAAAGGUGUGACAGCGUAUUCGGUGAACACGGUGCUGGAGGUGCUGCUGCAGGCGGCCCCGCACCACGCCGCGUCCCUCCCUCGACUCACCAAGGCCAUCGAUAUUACCACCCUGCAGCGCCGCGUGCUGCCGCUGCUGCGACAGCUGGAGUACGUCUACACGACCGGGUUCUCGCAGCGGGGAAAGAAACGAGUCGGCAUGGUGGUGCUGCGUGCUCCACAGGACGACACCGGCGCCGCGGGCGAUGAAGUGCACGUCCUUGACGAUGCGGCGAAGCGGGCGGUGCUGGACGCAGAGGCGGCGCUUUCAAGCGGUGCGCUGUCCGCUGCCCGUCCGCCCCCGCCGCUACGGGGAAAGGCGAUUCCCUCUGCGCUGGUGCUGGACGCGGUGCCGGCCAUGUCGGACGGUGUCGCCCACUCAACCACCGCCGAGGGCCUGCUACGCGCGCACCCGAAUGCUGCGAAGGCGGUGAGUCGAGUUAUGGCGAUGCGCAACGGCUACGCUCGCAGCGCACUGCAGCGGGUGUCGCGGCUGCAUUUGGAGUUGUGGGCACAGCACUGCCUGUACUCGAGUGACGCUGCUUUUGAGACAGGGGUGCGGGUGUGUGAGAUGUUCGACCGCAUGGCUCUCAGCACCUAUUGCAUCGUUGUGGGCCUUCCUCAAGGGGAUGUGGCUGGUGUGCUGGAUCUUGGGGGCGUCGGGGCGGAUGCUCAAGACGAGGAGGGCAGCGGCAACAAAAACAGUGGCUUUUCCUCCUCCUAUGCGUGGUCUACGCCCAUCAAGUCGUUGCCGCCGAGUCUGUACGGGUGGUGUGUGCAACAGGGGCUGCAGAUGCUCUGCAUGUGUCUCACAGAGCUCCAAGACCGGCAGCUGGUACGCAGCACCGACCAAUUCCAGCACCUCCUGCUGCCUGACCUGCGAGAUGAGGUGUGCUACGCGCUCUGCCCAUCCGUCAGCGUGGAAAGCUGCACCUACAGUUUUGCCACUGCACCCCCUUCUGCCUCGUCGUCCUUGUACGCGUGUAUGCGCUACUGGCUGCCCGUGUGGAACACGGUUCGAUGUCCACAGCAGGGAUUGGAGGCGGAGCUGCUGUCGGCAGAGCCGAAUCCGUCUGUUCCCCAAGUCGUGGCGCUCUGCAAGGUGAUGCGACGAGAGCCUGGAGUGAUGGCCGCGCAGCUUUAUCAGAACUGUGGGGUACCGCGUGGUCUGCGCAACACCCACCGCCUGGGUGAGAUGCACAGCGCAGAGAGAGGGACGGUGGUGGGACGCGACAACCGUCGCCGCAUCACCUUCGCAACGUACGCCUCUCCAUCGUCGUCGCUGUCGUCCAUGCGGCUUCGUGGGCAACAGGGCAACCGCCGCCGCAGCAACGAUGCGGCUGAGUUUGCGGCGACCUCGCUGAAACGGCAGCUGACCGUCACGACGGCGCACCACGGGCCGUCCCUGCACAAGGCAGCGCGUACGGAGGUCAGCGGGGCCACCGUCGCCGACGCCCUCGAGUGCGCCUUCCACCACUUCGCUCCCCUCAAGCGAGUGGAGGAGGUGGUGCGACUCGUGCUGCGCGGCCGCGGCCAGCACCUCAGUCAGCACCCCCUCUUCUCCGUCCCUCCCGUGCUGCCAGCGGUGCUGCGGCCCGGCGCCGACCUCACCCACGCCCUCGCCGGGUUUUCGUGGGCAGGCAACGUCUACCGCACGGAGUUCAACGUCUCCAACACCGGCCAGGGCGGGGCUUCGUACAAUCGCACGUUGAGCCUCUCCACGCUGCACAUGGGGGGCCUGGGGGAGACACUGCGCGUCAUUCGGCAAGGACAGGCCGCCGGUCGCCCACCGCACCGACCGCCGGGUGGCAACUUCUCCUCAACCGAGUCGUUGAGAGAGGAGGUAGAGAGCGUCUACGCCCCACGCGCGGCGCUGCCCUCCACCACUACUGCCUCUCCGCUUCUUCAUGCGCAGUCCGCCGCCGCCGCAGAGGCACGCACGGACAAUUCUGUGAGCUUCCCGUCUGCCUCGCCUGCGUUGGAGGCUUCGAGUGCAGAGACGGCGCAGCAGCACGCACGGCUGGCCGCCGAGUUCGAGGUGGUGACAGACAUCCUGCGCAUGGUCUUGUUUUCCGACCAGGCCCACUACCGCGCCUCCAUCGCCCGUGCGCUCCUGUCCGACCUCAACGCCCAGGCCCUCGUCACACGGGCGCGCCUGCUGCUGCAGAAGAUGCCCGUCUUUUGCCGCUCCCGGCGACACAACUUCCGCGUACCGCUGCUCUCGCUCGUGUACAGUCCGUAUGUGCUGCCGCCGAGUGCGCUGCGGGGCGGGCCGCGGCCGUGCGCGAACAUCUCCAUCUUGCACCACUGGACACACGCCUUGGACGACAUGGGAACAGCCUGCUCGAGUGGGGUGGAGCGCUUGCGUAUGGUUGGGAAGCACACAGCUUUGCAAGCCCUUCUGCGCGUCGAUGCCGGUCAGGCCCUCAACAGCAAUACUUUCAGCUGCGUGGACGUGACGGUCUUUCCUGCGCCGCUUCAACUCGUUCACCAGCCGACGAUGGAGCUUGCCCGACUGAGCAUGGCGCCGAAUGCGGUGCGCGACUACAUGACGAAGCUGCCGCUGCCGCGCCUUACGUGGCCGCAGACGGCGGUGGAGUGUGAGCGAAGAGGACAGCCGGCGCGGGACCGCACCGAUGCGGACGAAGGCGAGGAGGGCGAUGAGGAGGGCAACAACAGCGGCAACACAGCCAGUGGAGAAGCGGGGGUUGCGGUGCCCACCGUAGGAAGGAGGCGAACCAGAAGACGCCGCCACCACAAGCGCGUACGUACGUCUUCGUCGUCUGCCGCCGCCACUGUCGCGGAAGGAACGAGGUCAGAUGCGAGCGAGUCGGACUCGGAAGAUGAGCGCGCGGUGCUGCGGGGGGAGGCGGAGGCAACGCGGCAGCUCUACCCCGCCCGCAGCGUGCGCAACCUUGGGGAUCCGGCCUACCUCCGCGACCUGCCCAUCGAUGGACCGCCGACGCCGUCGGAACAGCGGGCAGUAGAGCGCUGUCGCGAGGCGCUCGCAGCGGGUCGGUGUGCUGCGCUGAGCACCGACGUUGCAUUCUCACCCUACCACGUCCCCUAUCCGAGCAUCUUCCACCACGUCGACGGCAGCUUCCAUCAGUACAUGUGGCAGCUCGUCGUGCACGCGGUGUAUCGCUUUGUGCUGCGCGUGCCCGGGAUUACGCACGCCGACCUCGAGAGCCGGCUCAUGGCGAGCGGUGUGCUCAGUCAGCGUGCGGUGCGGGCGGUGCUGCGAUUUCUGUUGGACCGGCAGCUGCUGGCGUGUAAAGAGGAGGAGCUGAGUCAGGAUCGGUGGGUAGCGGGCGGUGGGGUGCUGGGGGCUGCGCCGCGCGUGCGUGGGCCCUUUCACGGCUCCACAGCCGCCCCGAGGGACAGUAAGGAGGGGGCUGCACGUACAGUGGCGACGGAUGCAGCCGCCUCCUUCCCACCGCUACCACUCACGCCUUCCAGCGAGGUGGAUGCAAUGAAGUUCCAAGAGGGCGGCUUUAAUCGGCGCUGCUGCUACACCGCCAUCGUACCGCUGGAGGCACUGCAGUUUUCUCUAUCGGCUGCCACGUGGUGAGUGUGUGUGUGUGUGUGCAAAGGCUCAUUGACGAGCAUAUUCAUGCACGGCUGCAUUCAGUCAGCAGAACUAUUCUCCGUUCUUUUCUGUUUCGCUGUCGAGUAGCGGUCACGCACGUGAAUAGAAGCAUCAUCACUGCUUUUGUAUUUUU
Messenger RNA from Leptomonas pyrrhocoris, 5990 nucleotides. RefSeq lists its product as hypothetical. The record is from RefSeq and is a predicted model, not a curated record. Lineage: Eukaryota; Euglenozoa; Kinetoplastea; Trypanosomatida; Trypanosomatidae. The coding region runs from base 173 to 5839 and encodes 1888 amino acids. The transcript has a single exon.